Molecule: messenger RNA, 654 nt
Organism: Ustilaginoidea virens
Lineage: Eukaryota; Fungi; Ascomycota; Sordariomycetes; Hypocreales; Clavicipitaceae
Exons: 3
Coding region: 1-654 (217 amino acids)
Molecular function (GO): acetyltransferase activity
Source: RefSeq, a predicted model, not a curated record
AUGGCCAGCGCAGAAAAGGACCCCCAAGCCAUCGCCCACGCAAGGACGCUGUCCAACGUCCCGUGGUGCGAGCAAUACGAACGAAUGAUAUCCGGCCAACUAUACGACGCCCAAGCCAAAGAGCUGGUUGACGGCCGCUUCCGGGCCCGGCGCGCCAUGCACGAGUACAACACGCACUUCCCGCACGACGCCACGCCCGAGUCGCUUGCGGCAGACCGGCAGGAGAUGCUCGCCGCCACGUUUGGCCGGCUGGGCAAGCGGGCGUUUGUCGAGCCGCCCCUCAGCAUCGACUACGGAUGCAACAUCACCGUCGGCGAUGACUUUUACUCCAACUUCAACCUCGUGAUUCUGGACUGCGGCCUGGUUCGGAUCGGCAGCCGGGUGCAGUUUGGUCCGUCCGUGUCCAUCUACGCGGCGACGCACGAGACGGGCGUGCAGUCGCGGAGGGACGGGGUCGAGUAUGCGCGGGGGGUGGAUAUCGGGGACGACUGCUGGAUCGGCGGCAGCACGACCAUCAUGCCGGGGGUGAGGAUCGGCAAGGGAUGCACGGUGGGGAGCGGGUCGGUGGUGACGAGGUCGAUCCCCGACUUUUGCGUGGCGGUUGGCGCGCCGGCGCGGGUGGUGAAGUCGGUAGAGGCGGUGGCUGAUCUGUAG